Molecule: messenger RNA, 711 nt
Organism: Myripristis murdjan (pinecone soldierfish)
Lineage: Eukaryota; Metazoa; Chordata; Actinopteri; Holocentriformes; Holocentridae
Exons: 6
Coding region: 1-711 (236 amino acids)
Source: RefSeq, a predicted model, not a curated record
AUGAGGAUGAAGUGUUUUGCUGUUGCUGUGCUGCUGGGUCUUCUCUCCCUGGGACGCUCUGCUCCGCUGAGCAGCUGUGAGAGUCUGCUGAAGCCCAUCCAAGUGACCACUGACCAGGUGUUGGGGAGGUGGUUGUACCUCGGGUCGAGCUCCAACGUGCCAGGCAGUCGCUCUGUUGCCCACCUGAUGACCAGCGUCUGGCUGGACGGCACCGCAGUUCCACAGAGCAACAUCCUCACUUUCAUCCAGAAUCAGAAAAUUUAUGGCCAGUGUUCAAGCCUAACUUACAAUGUGACUUUUGAAAACAGUGCAAUGAUAAUAGAGCAACCUUUCUAUCUGAAGGAUAUCUUCCUGGUGACUGACUGCCCCGACUGCCUGGUGGUCAAUGAAGAAGUUAUCUCUGGCAAAGACACCUUUAACAGCCUUUUGCUUUUUAGUAGGAGCAGAAGUGUGUCACCUCCUGUUUUGGAGAUGUUCAAGAGACAGGCUGAAUGUCUCAAGAUGCCAUCACCAAUAAUGCUGGACCCAAACUCUGCUGAGGGAAUCUGCUUGUUGUUGCAGAUGGUGGGCAAGUGGAUGUACAUAGCUGAGACCACGGGGUACCCACUGUCGGAGCUGCUAGGGGAAGCCCUCAUAAGGAGCAUCUGGAUGAACGUCAUGGCUGGCUCCCAAAACAACACCCUGAACAUCUACCAGGCUCAGAACAUGUAA